AUGAAUGAUAUAUCAUGGUUCAUAUUUCCGGAUAUAGCUAAGACUGCCUUCACAUUUCAGGUCCUUGACAACUUUUUGCUGGACAACUUGGAGUGUGGGACGUCAGCAAUGAAUUAUUAUAAUAAGCUGAGGAGGAUGACCACAUCUGUCUUUCCUCAUCUUGUGCCGGACCGUUACCACGAGCUAAUGAGGGUGGCUAGGCAGUGGCAGCAGCUCCAGCUGUUAAAAUGGAAUGGCUUCGGCCAUAAGUCCAAAGAUAGGAAACCUGGAGAUCUUGCUCUCUUCUGUCCAGCAUGUCCGCAGCCAGGCAUCAAUGUGACAUUGCCCCCUGAAGAUGAGCAAGAGGAAACCAACUCCGAAUCUGAACUGCCAAAGCCCAGUUGGCUGUAUUCCAGAUCCCUGGUCAUGGAUGGCAACUUCAAAGCAGAGCACCUGCUAGAAGCAACCGGCAUCGGCGGGUGUGCUUGUGCAAGGCAUGGUUGCUUCGUUCCACAUGCAAUGGUCGAUUUUCAGAAGGGAGAAAGGCAGAUACACAUGGACUAUGCUUUGUGCGAGGCAUUGAAACACAACGCCAACGGCAUUCGGCGUGCACUGACAUUCUAUGAUAUUAAUUGCCAGUAUCACAAAUAUCUCAGGGAUCGGGUAUCAGAGAGCCCAUUCUUAGAGCUUGACCAGGCACUGGAGAUCAUGCUGGGAAUAGGUCUCUGGCAUGUGUAUGGCCACCAAGACAGCUGCUAUGUACGAUAUGCCUCUAAUUUCAUCACUGGCGCUGCACGAAUUGACGGCGAGAUCAUGGAGACAUUGUGGGUGCCGUUGAAUAUCAUCUCUCCUUUGGUGAGGGGAAUGGGGACACCGCACCGGAAAGAGUGCUUGGACUAUCAAAUGAACAACUGCAAUUUCAUGAAGAUGAUUAGGAUGAGCAAGGCCCUUUGCCGAAAAUUCAGGCAAGCUGUGAAAGGAGUCGCUGAGAGCGCCGCCGCGUUCCAGAAGCUAAAUGAAAGCGCCAAUGCAGCAAAAGUGAUAGAGUGGGAAGAACAGGACAGAGUUGCACAGGAACACCGCACCGUUAAUCCAAAGGCCAUGGACAUAUAUGAGGUCCAACUUCGCAGAGCGCCGACACAAAAGGAGCAGGAACUGCAGUUGUUGGAGGCCAAUGGUCGGUGUCCUGGUCCGGCGCGGCAGCGAGGAGCGGCGACAUGGCUGGCAGAGGGCCUGUCAAUUGAGGAGGAGAUUGGGGCGGCAUCCAACCAAAAGCCAGCGGUUGGAUAUUGCUCGCUGAAGAGAGAGACCUCCAGGGAGACAUUGAUCGGUGGUUGGCACAGGGACUCAGGAGACAGCGACAUCCAGGUGGUAGAGAACAAGCUGCUCAUGCUUGAUGAAGACCAAAUCGAUGAGACGGCAGACGAAUUCAGACUAUUCGAGCCUGAAAAGUUGGUCUUGCCUAUGCCAUCCAUCCUUGGGCCAGAAAGGUGCGCUGAACUUGGCGCCGCAGAGCUGAUUCAACAUGAACUGGCACUUCGGGAGGGACAGGCCAAUGAUGCCCUGCACAAUAUCAGAGUGCACUUGGCAGACAAGGCCGUCAUUUUUAGGACCACUGUCAGAACAGCAAAGUCUCAAGCCAUGUCUACCAGAGCAUGGGCUCAAGUUCAUUUGGUGGACCGGGCGCUGGCUAACCUCGGCGCCGACGAUCAAUUACUGGAGAGAUAUUGCCCGCUGGUCAAGGAGCAUCUCAAGGUUAGCACGGCCAUAGCUGACCCAAAUGCACGAGGACAGAGAAACAACACACUGGCCUGGUUCUGGUCAAUGGAUGUGGAGGGGGACUCUCGUAACAGUGAUUGGCUCAAUGAAUUUUACCGUGUGCACUGGCUUCGUGCCAAGGCAUUAAAAGACCAGUGGGAAGAAGAGCACCUCCUAGUGCAGCAUGAGAUGAAUUGGACAUGCGAUUUCUUUAUGCAUAAAGCAGAGGAGUGGAUACGGUUGGGCGACCUCACCAAGAACAAGGAUGCCAUGAAUGCAUUUAACAAAGCAAGGGAUCCUGCCAACAGAAGGGCGAUCUUUCCAGAGGUAGAAUAA
This is a messenger RNA of Suillus plorans, 2073 nucleotides long. RefSeq lists its product as uncharacterized. Lineage: Eukaryota; Fungi; Basidiomycota; Agaricomycetes; Boletales; Suillaceae. The record is from RefSeq and is a predicted model, not a curated record. The transcript is spliced from 11 exons. The coding region runs from base 1 to 2073 and encodes 690 amino acids.